This is a messenger RNA of Vicia faba (fava bean), 2172 nucleotides long. Lineage: Eukaryota; Viridiplantae; Streptophyta; Magnoliopsida; Fabales; Fabaceae. The record is from the annotation of a GenBank genome assembly.
AUGUUUCUCAGAUUCUGCCCAGUGAGCUUCACUUGGAAACGGAAAGCAAAAAUCCAACUUUUCACGACCCUUUCGCAAGCUUCGGAACCAUAUUCCCCUCACGUGAUCUCCACCAACAUCUCAAUCUCUCACUGCGCCAAAACCGGGAAACUCAAAGAAGCACGCCACAUGUUCGAUGAAAUGCCGCUUAAAACAGUUUCCUCAUGGAACACCAUGAUCUCUGGCUACUCCCAAUGGGGGAACUACACUGAGGCUUUGACUCUUUUUUUCAUCAUGCACCGUUCUUGUGUCGAGUUCAAUGAGAUUUCUUUUUCAGCAGUUUUGAGCGCGUGUGCACGUUCUGAGUCUUUGUUCCUUGGAAAGCAGGUUCAUUCCCUCCUUUUGAAAUCUGGACAUGAGAGGUUUGGCCUCGUGGGGAGUGCCUUGUUGUAUUUCUAUGCGCGCUGUUGUGGAGUUAGAGAAGCUGAGCAAGUUUUUGAGGAGCUGGGUGAUGAGAAUCACUCAUUGUGGAGUUUGAUGCUUGCGGGGUAUGUGCAGCGUGACAUGAUGGGUGAUGCUAUGAAAUUAUUUAACAAGAUGCCUGUUAGGGAUGUCGUGGCUUGGACUACGUUGAUAUAUGGGUUUGCCAAGAGGGAAGAUGGGUGUGAGACGGCUUUGGAUUUGUUUCAGAGUAUGAGGAGGAGUUCUGAGGUGUUGCCUAAUGAGUUCACUUUGGAUUGUGUUAUAAGGAUUUGUGCUAGACUUAAGGUUCUGUAUUUAGGGAAGGUUGUUCAUGGACUUUGCAUUAAGGAUGGUUUUGAUUUUGAUAACUCCAUUGGCGGCGCACUUACUGAGUUUUAUUGUGUUUGCGAUGCUGUAGAUGAUGCGAAGAGAGUUUAUGAUAGCAUAUCAGCAGAAGCUAGUUUGAACGUUGCUAACUCAUUGAUUGGUGGCCUUAUCUCAAUAGGGAUGGUCAAAGAAGCUGAGCUGAUCUUUAAUGGAUUGAGAGAGAAAAAUCCCAUCUCUUAUAAUUUGAUGAUUAAAGGUUAUGCGAUGACUGGUGAGUUUGAAAAUUCGAAAAAAUUGUUCGAGAGAAUGAGUGUCAAACAUUUAACCUCCUUAAAUACUAUGAUUUCUGUGUAUUCCAAAAAUGGUGAACUGGAUGAAGCUGUGAAGCUUUUUGACAAAACUAAAGGUGAAAGAAACUGUGUAACAUGGAAUUCAAUGAUGUCAGGUUACAUUCAUAACGGUCAACACAACGAGGCAUUAAAGUUAUACGUGACUAUGCGCAGACUAUCUGUCGUGUAUAGCAGAUCAACUUUCUCUGUCCUAUUUCGUGCUUGUGCGUGUCUCUGUUCUUUUCAGCAAGGCCAGUUGCUUCAUGCGCACUUAGCCAAAACACCAUACCAUGCAAAUGUUUAUGUCGGGACUGCUCUUGUAGACUUCUAUUCAAAAUGUGGUCGCUUGGGUGACGCUCAAAGGUCUUUCGCCAGCAUCUUUUCACCUAAUGUAGCUGCAUGGACAGCUCUUAUAAAUGGUUAUGCAUAUCAUGGACGAGGAUCUGAGGCGAUUUCACUCUUCCACUCAAUGUUAGAUCAAGGAGUUGUUCCAAAUGCAGCUACUUUUGUUGCUGUUCUUUCUGCCUGUAGCCAUGCCGGUCUAGUUGACGAAGGUUUAGAAAUAUUCCAUUUAAUGCAGAUAAGCUACAGGGUAAACCCAACAAUAGAACAUUACACAUGUGUGGUGGAUCUUCUUGGUCGAUCAGGUCGUGUGAAAGAAGCUGAAGAGUUUAUUAUAAAAAUGCCUAUUGAAGCCGAUGGUGUAAUUUGGGGAGCUUUGCUCAACGCCUCGUGUUUCUGGAACGACGUGGAAGUUGGAGAGAGAGCUGCUGAGAAGUUGAUCAGUUUGGAUCCAAAUUCACUAUCUGCUUUAGUUAUUCUGUCUAACAUGUAUGCUGUACGAGGUAGAUGGGGGAAGAAGACAAAAAUUAGGAAGAGAUUACAGAGUUUGAAAUUGAGAAAAGAUCAAGGCUGCAGCUGGAUUGAGUUGAACAACAACAAUAUUCAUCUGUUCUCAGUAGAAGAUAAAACACAUCCUUUUUCUGAUGUUAUUUACAAAACUGUAGAGCAUAUUACAGCAACCAUUAACUCUAUCGUACCAUUUAAUCAUCAUUAUAGCAGCAAUGCUGGUUAG